CAGGUUCUCAGCGGACCCAGGGCUGCGCGUCAGCUGCAGCCGCAGAGCGAGGCCGCGACGACCGCGGGUUGGAGCUGCUCAGGUGCAGCCCCGCCCCGCCCGUCCGCGGCCCCGCCCCAGGCCAGGUGCACCGCCCCGCCCCGGCUCAGGUUAUGAGAACAGUGAAUGGAGCUCAAAGAAGAGUGUUUUUAAAGACCUAGUCAUUGGGAUUCAGAUUCACAAUGGAGGUUCCCCCAGCAACCAAGUUUAGUGAGACCUUUGUGUUUGAGGACAGGUUAGAAACACAGCAAGAAUUUUUCCCAGAGGAAGACCUGGGAGACCCUUUUCUUCAGGAAAGAGGUUUGGAACAAAUGGCUGUUAUUUACAAGGAGAUCCCUCUUGGGGAGCAAGACUUGGAACGUGAUGAUUACGAGGGGAAUUUCAGCCUCUGUUCAAGCCCUGUGCAGCCUCAGAGUAUCCUACCAGGGGCCAGACUCCAGGACGAGGAGAUAUUUGGCCCAGCCUUUCUCGAGAAACCCGACAUCAGCGUGUGUCAGAUCCUCCAUGGCGAAGAGUGCAGCCCACGAGCUCAUGAAGAAGCAGGCAGGGAGGACGUGGGACCUAAUGCACCUCACAGAACCCCACAACCAGUGAAGCCCUAUGCAUGUCAUGAGUGUGGCAAGGCCUUCAGCCAGAGCUCACACCUUCUGCGACACUUGGUCAUCCACACUGGGGAGAAGCCCUAUGAGUGCUGUGAGUGUGGCAAGGCCUUCAGCCAGAGCUCUCAUCUCCUGCGCCAUCAGAUCAUCCACACCGGCGAGAAGCCCUAUGAGUGCCGGGAGUGCGGGAAGGCCUUCCGCCAGAGCUCAGCUCUCUCGCAACACCAGAAAAUCCACACUGGGAAGAGGCCCUAUGAGUGUAGGGAGUGCGGGAAGGAUUUCAGCCGGAGCUCCAGCCUCCGCAAACAUGAGCGAAUUCAUACAGGAGAGAGACCUUAUCAGUGUAAGGAAUGUGGGAAAUCCUUCAACCAGAGUUCAGGCCUGAGCCAGCAUCGGAAAAUCCACACCCUAAAGAAACCCCACGAAUGUGAUCUCUGUGGAAAAGCCUUUUGUCAUAGGUCCCACCUCAUCCGGCACCAGCGGAUUCACACAGGGAAGAAACCUUACAAAUGUGAAGAGUGCGGAAAAGCCUUCAGCCAGAGCUCCAACCUCAUUGAACAUUGGAAGACCCACACUGGUGAAAAGCCCUACAAGUGUCAUAAGUGUGGGAAGGCUUUCAGCCAGAGCUCCUCGCUGAUAGAGCACCAGCGGAUCCACACUGGGGAGAAGCCCUAUGAGUGCUCUCAGUGCGGCAAGGCUUUCUGCCACAGCUCUGCGCUGAUUCAGCACCAGCGGAUCCACACCGGCAAGAAGCCCUAUGUCUGUGAGUGCGGCAAAGCCUUCAGGCACAGGUCAGCUCUCAUCGAACAUUAUAAAACGCACACCAGAGAGAAGCCCUAUGAGUGCAAUCUGUGUGGCAAAUCCUUCCGAGGGAGCUCACACCUGAUCCGGCAUCAAAAGAUCCAUGGUGAGGAAAAUCUCUAGAAGGAGAAGCCCCGUCAUGGAAGCUUUUGCUAGAUGGAGUCCAUAUCCCUAUCACUUUGUCACUGAGACAACACCUACUUCUCUGAUAACCUUGCAGGAUGGACACCCUCCAACGGGGCCCUCCUGAGCAUCCCCGAUACCAGGAAGCUCCGUGUGGCACUGUGGUCUCUCCCAAUUUCCUGGGUAGAAGAGAAGGGGCACAGGGGGAGGGGAGCCCUUAAGAGAGCUGGCUUUGAGCUUUCUUAGUCUCCCAUUUGACUCUCAAGCCUGCAGAUGAGAUUCUGUUUUUCUCUGUCUCUGCUCUCUUUAAGAGUCUAGAAGAUGUCAAGAGGCAGAAAGUAGAGAUAAACCCAGGAAAUUUUAGAUUUACUCUUUAAAUCAGGUAGCAGACUGGCACUUUCAGAAGACAGAAAACAUAUUCAUAGUCCAAGUCAAGUCAGUCAAAGAAAGUAAAUUCAAAAGUAGAUACGAAAGGGGCAAAAUAGAAUUCUCUGCCUGAGUUAGGCAUUGAUGGUAAUAAGCAAAACAUGUUACCAAGCCAGAGAAGGGUCCAAAAAGAAUAGUUUGGGGUUGGUGAGAGUGGUGAUGCCCUGGGCAUGGUCUCUUAACCCUCUGGUUACCCUGAGAGUGGAGUCUUUCAAUGGAUCUAUCGCAAGGGGGCAGAGGUUUGGCCCUGUUGCGAUCACAGGAUGUUUGACACCCGUGACUCAGCUGGGUGCUGGGUACUGAUGCCCUCCAGGAACAACAACUCCCUGAGGCCUGGUGCUCCAAGAGCACAGUGUGCCUUGGAUGCCAGCAUGGCCCACUUCGGGUCCGGCAGUUACACAGAUUCCUGUCUUUGCUCUUUGGUGUUGGGAUUUGGGAAGCAGGUGGUACGGAGGAGGAAGCCAAGGUUCAAUCAGAAAGUCUGAUUUCGGGGCUGGGGAUUUAGCUCAGCGGUAUAAGCACCUGCCUUGCGAGCAAGCAGUUGUGAGUUCGAUCCCCGGUACCGAUAAAAAGGAAAAAGACAAAAAAAAAAAAAAAAAAAAAAAAAAAGAAGGUCUGAUUUCAAUCAUUAUUUUCCUAGUCUGCAAAGAGUGGGUUUCCUGUAUAGAAUGCUUUCCUGAGGCAUUCUGACAAAUGUGGUUUUUAAAACUUCCCAAGUGUGCUUUUUAGAAAAAUUUCAUCUGGUUAUCCAUAAAGCAGAGCUCAAACUAAAUUUCUUUCAUGGUCUCCCUACUUCAUCCAUGUCAAUCAGAUUAACAUGUGUAAUUCUAAAAAAAAGUCAGGGCUCAAAAUCCAGUGCUGCCCUCUCCUAUUCGUUUGACCUAGGCCCCACAACUUCCUAGGGCUGUUUCCCCAUCGGAGUGAUGAGACCUAUUCUAAGGGCUUCUCUCAAGGCUUCUCUGUAGAAUGGGGCCACCCUUAAAAGGGCAGCUGAGCAAUCAUGGGUGGCGGCUGAGAAUGGAGAUCCUGAGCGAGCCCUCUUCUACCCUGACGCAGGUUAUCUGCAGACCAUAGAAGGGUCCAACACACUGAUGUGUCCUCCUAGACUCUCCCACUGCAAUGGUGUCAUCCAUGCUCCCGUGAACUUUCCUACCUUCCUAACUGUAGCUCACCUGGGGGUUAAGAAGUGCCAUGUCCCACCUUGACCAAUUGAAUCACCAGUGGUAGAUGCCUGGUAUGUUUCUGAAGCUCCCUAGGUAGUAUAAGUUACAGCAUGUGGCCAAGCAUUGAGCCCCGCCCAAGCUGGGCUUUCACAUAGCUAGCUCCUACAGCUUCCUGUGUCAGUCUGUUUACUUUGACAGAGCAGAGCUUGAAGAUUGUUCUCUCACUCUCCUGACACCAUCCUUGGGCCCUGGGAACAGGCUAGGCAGUGCCAAUUGUCUUGCUAAGAGCAUUCAUCCCAUGCCAGAGAUCUCUUUUUGUAGUGUUGGAAAUUGAACCCAGGGCCUUGCACAUGCUAGGCAAGAGCUCUACAGAGCUACGUUCCCUGCCCUGUGGGGAAUCUCUAGUACUGCCCAGACUCCUCAAAGGUAGGAGAGAGACAGUCAGGGAUGUUUUAAAGUUUUCCAAGAGUUUAUGUUUGAAUCACAUGACUGUAUCAUGGUGAUAUGGCCAUUUCAGCUGGUCAGAAACAUGGUGUGGUAUAUAGUUUUGAUGAGUAAAACACAAAAAGCCAUAUUUAUUCCUAAAUGAGGCCCAGUAGACCAGAGAUUUCGUUUUGAGGCAGGGUCUUGCUAUGUAGUUCAAACUGACCUUGAAUUUGUGGCAAUCCUCCUGCCUCAGUCUCUUGAGUGCUGGGAUUACAGAUGUGUGCUACCACACCCAGUUUAGGCCUGAAAUUUUGAAUCAUGGGCUAGAGAGAUCCCAGUGGGAGUCUUGGUUUCUUCCAGCAGCCCGCUGUCCCUCAGAACCCACUGUAUGGCCAGCUGGAUUGUGGAAUCCCAGGACAGGAUAGGUGGCCCUGGGCACUGUUGCAGGCAGCUAAUAAGAAGUUCUCAGUCGUGUGUCAAGAGUCAAAAGGGAAUGCCACGACUCAACUGGGAUAGUAGGUACCGUUAGGUAGGGCCCCCAGAACAUCUACCUCUUUGGCCCUCGCCCCAUUCUGUCUUGGGUAGGCCUGUCCUUAUCCAGCAAGCAUCUGUCACCUACCUUGGGGCUUCUCCUCCUUGCCCUUUCUGCACACCCAGUCAAAUUGAUUUUUUUUGGUCCUGGGGGUACAACUCAGAGGCUCUAUACCAUGCUGAGCAACAUCCCCAACCCCUUUUAACAUCUUCCUAUAAGUUGCCCAGGCUGACCUCAGAUUUGUGAUGCUCCUGUCCUGACCUCCUGAGUUGCUGGGAUUUUGGGGAUGUGCCACUGUACCAGCGCAAGUUGAUUUUUAAAAAUUUUUUGUCACUACUAUUUUUUUGUCACUACUAUUUUUUUUUUUCUGUCAGUUAAACCCAAAGCCUUCUCACACACUACAUCCUCAUCCUUUUUAUUUUGAGACAGGGUCUGACUAAGUCACUAAAUUGCCCAGGCUGGACUUAAACUUGUGAUCCUUGACUCUGGUUCCCAGAAUGCUGAGGUUAUACUGCUGUGCCAUCACACCCAGCGCUGAUUUUUACAGCAUCACUUUGCACAGGUCAGUACUCUGCUUAAAGCCAACGUUCAGGAGUUGGCUGCGUGUAGGCUCUGCUUCGGCCAAUCUGGCUCAUUCCCUGUGCAGGAGGAACAUGAACGUAGGGGUCGGGGCGGCCCCUGCUAGAGGCCGUGUCUGUCUGUGCCUGGCUUCUUACGAUUCACUGGACGCUGUUUUCACCUUUUGCAAUGUGCACUUUCUGCCUCCUCCUCUUCACCCUCUGCCUUCUCUUCCCUCCCAUUUCUUCUUCUUACAUAAUAUGGGGAUAAAGACUGCUCCCUCCUCCCAGGAUUAACAGAUUCUUACAUAAAAAUUGUUAAGAGCAGGUACUUUUUUUGGGAAAUAUGAGCAGAGCCUACUUUUAUUUAAACUCUUUCAGUCUUACUGUAUAUUUUUAAAAGAGAUCUCAUUUAGAUUCAGUGUAAAAUUAUAAAAGAUAGUCUCUGGUAAUAUUUUGUUUUGUUUGCAGCUCUGGGGAUGGAAUCCAGGGCAUUAAGCAUACUAGACAAGCAUUCAGCCCCUGGCCUACACUCUGACUCUUUACCAUCUUUUAGUUGAAUUGUUUGCUUUUGUUUUUACUAUUUCACAUUUUUUCCUUUAUCCAGCAGUGCUUUACUUAGAUGCAUUUGAGUUUUAUAAAAUGCCAACUCUUGAUUUUUGUUUACUAAUCUAAAUGUUUUGUUAAAAUGUAUCUGCUUCCCCCUUUUGGUGUCAUACUUUUUUAUCGGUACCAGGGAUUGAACUCACGGCCAUGCGCUUGCAAAGCAGGCACUUAUGCUGCUGAGCUGAAUCCCCAGCCUCAAUACUUUUUAAGAUUAUUUAGAAAUAGUUAAGCAUAUUUUUAGAAUUGCUAGUGAAUGUAGAUAUUUUGGUUUAUAGUUUUUUCCUUACAUAGAGCUUUGUCUGGUUUUCAUAAAUUUUCACAUGUUUUUUGCUUGUUUUUAUAGUCCUAGGAAUUUCCUUUUGGCCCAUGUGUUGUUUUUUAAUAUUUACAAGGGAUGAAUGCUUAGGUCAAUGCCGCUUACUUCUAGUACUAUGGUAUCAACAUUUCCAGAUGUCUAUGGAACUUUUUUGAGCCAGGAUACAUUAUCAACUUUGUUAACUCAAUUGCUUAAAUUACUUAAUCAUGCACUAACUUCCCUUUAUUUCAAAGUUCUUAACCUGGGAUCUAAAGAUUGCCUUGGGUUAAGCGUAUAGGGAUUUUAGGGCGUGUGGAUGCAUAGGUGUGGAGCAAGAUGUGUGAAUUUAUGCAUGCACGAAUGGGGAGGCCUGUCCCAUUGAUAUUUUUGUAAGGGCUUUGUGACCCCAGAAUGGUUAACACUUACCUGAUCUAAUGUCUGAGUUUAUAUGUUUGUCCUUUUGUUUGUUCCUAUUUUAUUUUUAUAUUAUUAUUGUUAUGAUUUUGUAGUUGGUCUUACUGUGUUGCCCAGGUUGCCCUUGAACUUCUGGGCUCAAGUGAUCCUCCUGCCUCAGCCUCCUAAGUAACUGGGACUAUCAGCAUGAGGCCACUAGGUACGGCUUCUGUUUCACUUUCAAUAUCUGUUUCUCUUACUUUUUUUUGGUCCUGGGAUUAAAUUUAUAACUUUUCGCUUGCCAGGCAGGCCACCAAGCUGAACCCCCAAACUCUCUUUUUCAUACAGGUUGCUGUGUUGAUACAGUUCUCGCAAAAAGUCUUUGCAAAACAGGCAGGGUAUAAGUCAAUGUGAAACUGUGGAACAUAUAUAUUAAUAGUGAUAUAUUGGAAGACUGUGCCUUUUGGUACCCCCUUUUGCUUCUUAAUGCUUCUAGCUUAAGCUUCUCUUUUCCAAAUAUAAUUAAAACCUCUCGCUUUUCUUGCGUUUAGCUCAGCCUCUGAUUUUUUAAAUUGUGUGUAUAUUUUGCUAUUUAUCUGUAACUUAUAAGCAGUGAAUUGUCAGAUUUCAUUUUCUGAUUCUUUGUAUUUUUCUUGUUACAUAAAAUUAUGUUACUAAUGUUA
Messenger RNA from Cavia porcellus (domestic guinea pig), 6643 nucleotides. It is a transcript of the gene Znf70, whose product is annotated as zinc finger protein 70. The transcript has 2 exons. Gene Ontology annotation, biological process: regulation of transcription by RNA polymerase II. The record is from RefSeq and is a predicted model, not a curated record. Bases 222 to 1562 code for a protein of 446 amino acids. NCBI's taxonomy places the organism in Eukaryota, Metazoa, Chordata, Mammalia, Rodentia, Caviidae. Gene Ontology annotation, molecular function: DNA-binding transcription factor activity; RNA polymerase II cis-regulatory region sequence-specific DNA binding.